AGAAGCAACUACUCCACUGGAAGACAAGCGAAGAUGGCGGAUGUGUUAAGUGUUCUUCGUCAGUACAACAGCCAGAAAAAAGAAAUCGUCGCGAAAGGAGAGGAAGUUAUAUUCGGGGAAUUCUCUUGGCCAAAAAAUGUCAAAACCAACUACAUAAUUUGGGGUACUGGUAAGGAAGGCCAGCCCAAAGAGUACUACACUUUGGACUCUAUUUUGUUUUUGCUGAAUAAUGUCCACCUCCCGCAUCCAUCCUAUGUCCGAAGAGCUGCAACAGAGAACAUCCCUGUUGUCCGCCGACCGGACCGUAAGGGGUUGCUGUUGUAUCUCAGUGGCGACAAUGCUACAUCAUCGAGUAUCGACAGAAGUGCACCUAUAGAAAUUGGGUUGCAAAGGCCAACUCAAGUGAAAAGAGCGGCCGAUGAGGUGUCUUCUGAAGCCAAAAAACCAAGAAUUGAGGAUGAAGAACGCGUGCGGCUCGACAAGGAACGUCUGGCAGCCCGUCUGGAGGGCCACAAAGAGGGCAUUGUGCAGACUGACCAGAUCAGGUCUCUGUCCGAGGCCAUGUCAGUGGAGAAAAUCGCUGCCAUCAAAGCCAAAAUCAUGGCUAAGAAACGUUCCACCAUCAAAACAGAUCUGGAUGACGACAUAACCCUGAAGCAGAGAAGCUUUGUGGAUGCGGAGGUCGAUGUCACUCGAGACAUUGUCAGCAGGGAGAGAGUGUGGAGAACCAGGACUACCAUUCUCCAGAGCACUGGCAAGAAUUUCUCCAAAAACAUAUUUGCUAUUCUUCAGUCAGUGAAGGCCCGAGAAGAGGGGCGGGCACCGGAACAGAGACCAGUACAGAGCACGACUCAAGUGGACCCGUCCUUGAGAAAUAAGCAGCCGGUCCCUGCGGCCUACAACAGAUACGACCAGGAAAGAUUCAAAGGAAAAGAGGAAACCGAGGGCUUCAAGAUUGAUACCAUGGGAACCUACCACGGCAUGACUCUGAAAUCAGUGACGAAAGGGGCGUCGGCUCGAAGGGCUCGGACUCCAGCCCUGCAGCCAGUUCCUCGUCCAGUUUCACAAGCCAGACCUCCACCAAAUCAGAAGAAAGGAUCCCGGACCCCCAUCAUCAUCAUCCCUGCUGCCACCACCUCCCUCAUCACGAUGCUCAACGCUAAGGACCUUUUGCAGGAUCUGAAGUUUGUCACUUCAGAAGAGAAGAAGAAAAGUGGCAUUCAGCGUGACAAUGAGGUUCUGCUGCAGAGGCGCAAAGACCAGAUACAACCUGGUGGCACAACGCUGAGUGUCACGGUGCCGUACCGUGUCAUUGAUCAACCACUCAAACUGGCCCCACAGGACUGGGAUCGAGUUGUGGCCGUCUUUGUUCAAGGACCUGCGUGGCAGUUCAAAGGCUGGCCGUGGCUGCUGCCUGACGGAUCUCCUGUUGACAUUUUCGCCAAAAUUCGAGCCUUUCAUCUCAAAUACGACGAGGCAAAGAUGGAUCCCAACGUGCAGAAGUGGGACGUGACCGUCCUGGAGCUCAGUCACCAUAGGCGUCAUCUGGACAGACCUGUGUUUCUGCGCUUUUGGGAAACUCUCGACAGGUACAUGGUGAAACACAAACCUCUCCUCAGGUUCUGAACCCGGUGCGGAGCAAGUUCCCCGACUCACUUCUCCAACCUUCCGCUCUGGUUUAAGCGUCACCUCUCGACCACACUGCCGUCUUGUCGUGAACUCCAAUCCCAGUUUUCGACAGGACUGAGACAGGUUCCUCUGUGCUCUUUUUACUAUCUGUCCUCCAGGAUCUUCUAAUGCAAAGAUCUCGAUUUCCUGCUUCUGGAAACCACGGAGAAAAAAUUAAUUUCAUGCUUUCAUGUAAUUCCAAACCAGAAACACCAAAUAUGUUCAUUGUAAAAAGGCCAUGGAACGAAAUAAGACCGGGGAUAAAAAUCUGAAACAAGUAGAUCAGAAAACUUUGACAACAUGAGACUUUAUUCUUACUUCCUUUUUUUUCCCCCACAUAAUUUAGGGUGUUUGUGUUUUUUGAAAUUUCGGGUGGUAGUGAUUAAAACCUGCGAGAGACUGAACUCCUCUUCACAGACGAAGAUGAGACGGGCGAUGUCGGGUGCAGAGAAAUUCUGCUUGCAAUAUCGAGACAAAUCCCGGGGUCUCCGCGUGGUCUUUUCGACCGACCAGAACCCUUUUUUUUUUUUCCCUUUCUUGUCAUAAUGCAAAAGUAUCGUUAACAUGUUGUUUUUCUUCUUCUUCUCUGUUGGUGUCCUGUGAGAGAGGAGAGACGAUCAUGCUCGUAUUGCUUUAGGUGAUCACAUGAAAAGAGACAAUAAAGUCUCAGAAAAACAUGCUUGUAAAUUAUUUUUUUUUGUCUUGCGAAGCUCUCAGUGACCUGUUGACCCAAACCGACUCUUUGAGCACUGAAUGCACCAGCGGCUUAUAUGGGAUUCUUACAAUAAAACUGAAAAUACAUCACACACCGAAACAGAAGGUAAACAGGAGGGGGAAAAAAGCGGUGGAGGACAUACAACGCUACAAUCGAAUUUCUAUCUGACUGUUAGAAUAAAAACACCUGUUUUCGAUCUCA
Messenger RNA from Cynoglossus semilaevis (tongue sole), 2584 nucleotides. RefSeq names its product cell division cycle 73, Paf1/RNA polymerase II complex component, homolog (S. cerevisiae) (gene cdc73). Lineage: Eukaryota; Metazoa; Chordata; Actinopteri; Pleuronectiformes; Cynoglossidae. The transcript is spliced from 17 exons. Bases 34 to 1626 code for a protein of 530 amino acids. Gene Ontology annotation, biological process: transcription elongation by RNA polymerase II; positive regulation of transcription elongation by RNA polymerase II. The record is from RefSeq and is a predicted model, not a curated record. Gene Ontology annotation, cellular component: Cdc73/Paf1 complex. Gene Ontology annotation, molecular function: RNA polymerase II complex binding.